AGACAUCACUGUUUACUUUGAAAAACAAGUAGAGGUACUAAUGGGGUCCGUCACCUCCGCACUCACUCGCUCCAAGAAUACUGUGGUCCAAGUCAGUUCAGAUCCUGAGACCGAAACGGAACGAUCUUCGAGAGAUUCAGUCCGGGGGAAGAAGCGCGGCAUCAUUGCCAGGACUGGAGUGUUUUCUUCACAGAAGGGCCGUCAUGGGUCUGCAAAGGAGUCCGGCAGACCGCUGCUGUCCGAGGUGCUGAAAGGUCAGGACAUAGCAGGUGGCGGUGAGAGCACGAGAUCGGCUUUGGACCAUCUAGCCAACUCCGUUGCAAAUGAAACUGGAGAAACCAAUUCUAGGCCUCUUGCAAGAUUUGCCCGUUCAAAAUCACAAAAUACUUUGUGGAAUGCCAUCACAGCAGGAAUUGGAAUCAAGGAUAAAGAGAAAAGAGGGAUUCUUAUUGAUCCUAGGAAUCCAGAAGAAAUCCUUGCAGAUGAACUUCCUCCAGUGGAUAGUCCUGAUGCUAUGGAGAAGACGGCCAUCAGGUUGCGAUGCUUGGUUAAACAACUGGAAAGAGGAGAGGCUUCAGUCGUAGACCUUAAAAAGAAUUUGGAAUAUGCUGCUUCAGUGCUUGAGUCGGUGUACAUCGAGGAAACAAGACGUCUUGUUGACACCGAAGAUGAACUCAGUGACAUUCAGUCCGACUCUGUGCCCUCUGAAGUGCGGGAUUGGUUAGCCUCCACCUUCACAAGGCAAAUGGGAAUGAUGCUGAAGAGAACAGAAGAGAAGCCCAGAUUUAGAAGCAUUGUUCAUGCCGUACAAGCUGGAAUAUUUGUUGAAAGAAUGUACAGAAGGACAUCAAACAUGGUUGGAUUAAGCUACCCUCCAUCUGUCAUUGCUGUGCUAAAGCAUGUUGACAAGUGGUCUUUUGAUGUCUUUGCACUUAAUGAUGCAAGUGGAGACCAUGCAUUAAAGUUCAUUUUUUAUGAACUUCUUACAAGAUAUGAUUUAAUUAAUCGUUUUAAGAUUCCCAUUUCAGCACUCGUGUCAUUUGUGGAAGCUCUUGAAGUUGGAUAUAGCAAACACAAAAAUCCAUAUCACAAUCUCAUGCAUGCAGCAGAUGUUACCCAGACUGUGCAUUACCUCCUUUUAAAGACGGGGAUGGUGCACUGGCUGACAGAACUGGAGAUUUUCGCCAUGAUAUUUGCUGCUGCUGUCCAUGAUUAUGAGCAUACUGGGACUACAAACAACUUUCAUAUUCAGACCAGGUCUGACACAGCCAUUUUGUACAAUGACCGGGCAGUGCUCGAAAAUCACCACGUAAGUGCAGCUUACCGACUUCUACAGGAUGAUGAGGAAAUGAACAUUUUGUACAAUUUAUCAAAGGAUGACUGGAGAGAACUCCGUGCUCUUGUGGUGGAGAUGGUGCUUGCUACAGACAUGUCCUGUCAUUUCCAACAAAUCAAGGCAAUGAAGAAUUCCUUACAGCAACCUGAAGGAAUUGACAAGCCAAAAGCCUUAUCUUUGCUGUUGCACACUUCUGAUAUCAGUCAUCCUGCCAAAAACUGGGAGCUACAUCAUCGCUGGACCACAUCAUUACUUGAGGAAUUCUUUAGACAGGGUGAUAAAGAGGCAGAGCUUGGGCUUCCUUUCUCCCCACUUUGUGACCGAAAAUCAACCAUGGUAGCUCAAUCACAAAUAGGUUUUAUCGAUUUCAUUGUGGAGCCAACGUUCACUGUGCUUACUGAUAUGACAGAGAAAAUUGUUACUCCCCUGAUUGAUGAAGCAGCUCGCUCUGGCCUUACUGGAUUUCGCCGUUCCAGCUUAAACAGUAUCACCCCUACUGAAGUAAAAAGAUCCAGUGUGAAGAGUACUGGGUCCGAAGGAAGUGCCUCACUUAACUGUUCACUACUCACUGUGGAUUUUAAAAAUUUUAAAGCCAUUUGGUAUGAAACUGUGCUACAGAAUAGAGAAAAAUGGAAGGCACAAGCAACCAAAGAAUCUGAAGAAAAAGCUAAGAGAGAUGCUGAAGAGAAAGCCUGGCAGGAGUCUGAAGGAGGUGAAAACACAGCUACAGAAGCACAGGGACAGGGUGGUGAAGAAACUGUUGAACAAAAGGAGGGCAAGAAUGGUACUAUUAAUGGGGCUGAAAUGAAUUGCACUUCAGAUCGUCCAGAUCCCAAAGAUGAAGAAGGAAAAAAAGGAAAAGAUGACAAAAAACAGCAAGUACAAAAUGAAGCUGAGCUGGAUGUGAAGAAAGGUGCUGAUUCUGCUGCAGCUGAUGGUGACGGUGCAAACUAAAUCCAAACUUUUAGCUGAGACUUCUCAUUUUAAAACAUGAACAUUUCCAGGGAUGGACAUUGUACAGUGUUUCAACACUCUUCCCCUUAAGAGUUGUAGAUGUGAUUUUUAUAUUUUUCUCUUUUUUUGUACAGGCAAGAAGAAUGAGUCAUAACUAUUGUUUCCAAAAUGGUGGAAUUGCACAUUAAUUAGCCUAGGUUAUUUCAAAUCAUGCUUUUUGAAAAGGAUUAGGCCAACAUUACUAGUAUGUUAAGAACAUGCAUCAGGACUCACUUGUUUGUUAGAACUUCAAAAUAAAUUUAAGAUGUCAUUCUGAAAUAUAAGAUUGUAUGAGAUUUUAAAAUGCGACCCAAAAAGCAGUGCACAAUAUAACUAAGAGGUCAGCUGCUGUAAGUUUAUGAGGUUUUCAAAAUAUGUCUCAACUAACCCAUUUAUUUGCACAACAUAAAUUGCAAAAUAAUGUGGAAUGUCCUUGAAAUUAUUGAUCUUACUGACAAAUGCAUGGAUUUAUAUUGUAUUCUGCUUAUUUAAGACUGCUGGUCUUACUAGAAAAAAAACAUUUUGAUGAAGGGCAGCAGUGAUCAUGCAAAACACACUUAUUAUAUUAGCUAUGAAAACUGCUGACACAAAAAGGCGCAUUAAAAUCAUCCAGUUGUGAAUAUGCCAGUGCCUGUAACAAAUCUGUGUAACGAUGCCAGUAAAUCUAAUUCUUAUUGUGUCUGUGGACUUCAUGCAGCAGUGUCAGCUUGUAUGUUCUGUAAAUGACACAAAUAGUAAGCUAAAGUUGUAAAAUUAAGUUGUUUUAUAAUGGAAUGAAAAUUUCCAGGGCUAUUCCAUUUGUUCUUAAACUUCUCCUUCACAUAAUAUCUGAGUCAAAUAGAAAUAUUACACAAUUAAUAUUUUCAUUAAAUUACAAAAAUCUUGAAUAAUUGGGUUAUGAAGUAUUUGUAUUAUACCAAGCAACAUAGAAGAGCUUUAGUAUCAUACAUAGUGGAAUCUAUAAUGGAAUAUAUCAUGUUCAAACACUUGUUAUAGGAGAAAUAAUCUAAAAUGUAAUGAUGUCCCUUAAUAUUGUUGAUGUUAAUAUGCAUUUAGUAAUAUCAAAAGUGAAAAUUAACAAAUAGUUUUCAGUCAAACUAAAAUCAUGCUUUGUGUAUGUGUUGACAGGAGGGUAAAUAAAGGCAUUGACAAAGGAUAUUAAAUUCUAUACAUUAUGAGGUCACUUUUAUC
This is a messenger RNA of Erpetoichthys calabaricus (reedfish), 3520 nucleotides long. RefSeq names its product dual specificity calcium/calmodulin-dependent 3',5'-cyclic nucleotide phosphodiesterase 1C-like. The coding region runs from base 41 to 2290 and encodes 749 amino acids. Gene Ontology annotation, biological process: signal transduction. The transcript has 17 exons. Gene Ontology annotation, molecular function: 3',5'-cyclic-nucleotide phosphodiesterase activity. Lineage: Eukaryota; Metazoa; Chordata; Cladistia; Polypteriformes; Polypteridae. The record is from RefSeq and is a predicted model, not a curated record.